Molecule: messenger RNA, 1453 nt
Organism: Xenia sp. Carnegie-2017
Lineage: Eukaryota; Metazoa; Cnidaria; Anthozoa; Malacalcyonacea; Xeniidae
Product: sin3 histone deacetylase corepressor complex component SDS3-like
Exons: 6
Coding region: 266-772 (168 amino acids)
Biological process (GO): negative regulation of transcription by RNA polymerase II
Cellular component (GO): Sin3-type complex
Molecular function (GO): histone deacetylase binding
Source: RefSeq, a predicted model, not a curated record
AUCAGUACAAAGGUCAUUUUUUACCUGGAAGUCAAGCAGUGUAGUUGUGCUUUACGUUGCAAUUUACACAAAAUUUAUAAAUUAAAAGACAUUUCUUUUAUUGUAAAUAAGGAUGAACUAUGCAAUGGACAUGCGGUUGACAUUUUAUUGAAAUCCAGUUUCGUUUCGUCUACUCAUACUUUUUCUUCGUUUUUAAGCACACUAGUAUCGAAGUGGAAAGAGCGGGUGUUGUACUUGUCGUGCUCGAAAGGUGGAAAGUGCUACAAUGCCUUAUAAAAGGACCAAUCAAAAUAUAAAUGAUAAGUCGCCUUAUAAAUCUAAGACACGAAGAAACGUAAAGAUAGAGAACAAUGAUAAAAAGAGAAAAAAGACUUCCGGCAUUUCCGGUGGCACUGGCAAAGUCAAGAGAGCAUGCGCACAACGAGUUAAACAGUACAACAAUAUGGCGUCUAAUUGUGAUAGUGACGAAGAUGAAAGUAAUACCGAAUUCUCCAGUGACGAUGAACGAGGAUUUUUCCAAAUGGCUGAAUCAGAUGAAGAUACAGAAGAUGCAAGUGAGACAGAUAUGGCGAAAAUUGAGGAAGAAAUCAGUGAAUUAAAAGAGCAAGCAUAUCAACAGAAACUUGGAAAAUACAAGAAACAGCUUCAAGAGCUUAAUAAUGGAACACAUGUUGACUAUUUGAAAAAAUUAAAUCAACUAGAGAAAGAAAGGGAUGACAGAUUGUUUUUAGCAGAGGUUUGCAAGAUGUAUGAGGUCAGUUGGCAAAGCUAAAUCCGGUAGCUGGAAUUCGGCAAAGCGUUAAAUGAUUUUGGCAAAUUUAAAUGACAAUGCAUUGUUCAUCAAUCCCAUAUAAACUGCUCCCCAGGGCUGUAGGCAGUGACGUAGAUAGUCCUUUUAUUUUGUCAUCUUUAGCUAAUUUUUCUGUGCUCACUCAACGCAAAGACAAUAGAUUUUCCUGUAGAAACCAAUAAAAUGUUUUAAAAUUUGCAUAGUAAGUUUAGUCUUCACUUGAAACACAGGCGCAAGCGAUAAAACAAAGCAAAGCUUAUUUUCCAGAGGUUGGAUGAAAUAAAAGAAAAAGGAUUUUCUUUUCAAUUUGUUUUUAUACUAUUUUAUGCUUACGUCAAGCUGCUGGGCUUAUGCUUAUGCUUAUGCUGAUGAUUUUGUUGGUCGCUUUAUUGCAUUCUUUUAAAUUUUUUUGACUUUGUCCUUUUGCCUAUGAUGCUAGUGAAAACCAGGCUUUAAAGUCGUGAGGAUUCUAUUGAAUUUAUAAUUUUUUUGUAUUGACUGCUUAUCUCUGAUUUGGUCGUAAAUUUCUUUGUUUCACCAAGGAUCGUUUAAUGACGUUUAUGUCACAAUGGUAGAAAUGUUGGAAUGUUUUUUAAAGUCUAUAGAUUUGGACUUAGCCAAUAAAAACACAGCUAGAACGUAUAUAAACGCUAGUAUUUUCAA